Messenger RNA from Mizuhopecten yessoensis (Yesso scallop), 1743 nucleotides. Its product is annotated as core-binding factor subunit beta-like. The coding region runs from base 24 to 659 and encodes 211 amino acids. The record is from RefSeq and is a predicted model, not a curated record. The transcript has 6 exons. Gene Ontology annotation, molecular function: transcription coactivator activity; sequence-specific DNA binding. NCBI's taxonomy places the organism in Eukaryota, Metazoa, Mollusca, Bivalvia, Pectinida, Pectinidae. Gene Ontology annotation, biological process: regulation of transcription by RNA polymerase II. Gene Ontology annotation, cellular component: core-binding factor complex; nucleus.
UUCGGUAUUGUUGUGAUCUAGAAAUGAAUGAAGUGACUUCAGACAGCAUGCUGUCAUUCGUUACGAACACGUUGUGUUGUGAAGUCGGGACUAGUGUACCGAGAACUAUGCCUCGAGUUGUUCCCGAUCAGAGAUCGACAUUUGAAAAUGAAGAAUUAUUUAGAAAACUUAGUCGUGAAUGUGAGGUGAAAUACACUGGAUUUAGAGACCGGCCCCCAGAGGAGCGGCAGUUACGAUUUCAGACUGAAUGUAGGGAAGGGCAUGCGGCCUUAGCAUUUGUUUGUACGGGAACAAAUCUUGAACUUGGUUUUUCUUCAAAUGCUUGGUCGGACAAAGAUGAGGACAGAGUAACGACGCGGGAGUUCGUGGAUUUUGACAGAGAAAGUGGAAAGGUUCACCUAAAGUCACAGUUUAUAUUGAAUGGUGUGUGUGUGAUAUGGAAAGGAUGGGUGGACUUACAUCGAUUGGAUGGAGUAGCGUGUUUAGAAUUCGACUCGGAACGAGCAGAGGUGGAAGCGGCGAUGCUGAGAGAUCAGAUAGAACAGUAUAACCGGCGGCUGCGCGAGUUUGAGGAACGGCAACGACAGUAUCGUCAGCAGCAGGAGCGACAGGCAGAGCAGGAAGCAGAGGGCCAGCUAUGGGACGACGAGUGGAGUUAGGCCUGUGUCACCAUGCAUGUUUUCUCCGUUGUCAUAGGGGACACAUUCAGUGUUGUGCAAUCGCCUCGGAUAUCUGUCCGUCUGUCCCUGCUUCCAACCUGGAGGCGCAGACCACCUCUUUCCUCUGCUCCAGUGACUGUUGUUAAGUGUUGUCAAGGCAAAACAUUUUCUCUGACACUUGUGAUAUUAUUUUUUCAUUAUUAUUAUGAUUUCAAUUUUUGUCUCAAAUUUUCAUUUUUGAACUUUAUGUGGCCACAAUAUUUCACUAGAACAUGAAUUAUUUUGAAUGCCUAUUAUGUUUUUCAUUCUCACUGCCAACAUUUUUUUAUGAAUGCUUUUCUGUUGUUUUAAGUUCCUGUUUGUUCAGUAUUGUGAGAUUUUGAUGUUGUAAAAUGGUAUAAAGAUCAUUCUAAAGUGUUGUAUUAAACUUUUCUCAGUCCAUAUGAAACUUUCUAGUCAUAUAAAAUGGACCGAGAUUAUGAUAUGUAGAUCAUUUGGUAACUUCCAUAACUUAUGCAAUGCCUCAGAAUGCAAGAUGUAGAUGUAAAGAUAUAUUUAGGGUGAGGAUAAACUGGUGAUAUGUACAUAGGAAAAUCUUCUUUUGCAUUAAGUUUAAGUAACUUUGUAAAACUUUAUAGACCCCUACAUAUCUGUGAUUGAGUGAAUGUGUCUGAAUAUAAUACCCAUCAAAUCAUAUAAAAUAUCAUAUAAUGUUUAAAUGAGUUGCUGAAAAUGUAUAAAAAUGGUUGAUUUAUGUGUGAGAGUACUAUAUAUGAUGAGAUUUAUGAAGGAGAAAGUGAGAGAAGUUUGGAAAGCUAGAAUGUGAGCCCCCCUCUUGGGGAGCAACAGAUCAGACUGUAGCUAUCCACAAGCCAACCCUCACACUCAUUCCUAUACUCUAAGAUGUGUAAAAAAUCAAUAAAUUCUUCAAAAAAGGUUAGAGUUAUCUCCCUUCAUAGUGUUGAUAUGAUACUGCUGAAUUGUAACAUAAAAUUCUAUAUAAAGAUUAUAUAUAUGAAUGGUUUAUUUUUUGUAAAAUUAUUAUAACCUUUCUGGGUCAUAUUACAAAGUUGAAUAAAUGUUU